Molecule: messenger RNA, 4415 nt
Organism: Aureobasidium musti
Lineage: Eukaryota; Fungi; Ascomycota; Dothideomycetes; Dothideales; Saccotheciaceae
Source: the annotation of a GenBank genome assembly
CUCUGAUCUGCUUGAACAUGUUGCGCGGAGUCAACAGGCUAGCCGUCAGGCCAAACCGCCUUGCGCACACCGACCUACCAGCUUUGCGACGAACUUAUGCUUCCGUGACGGACCUGUCCAACUAUCCCAAGCCUGGAGAUCAGCUACACGGAUUCACCUUGAAGCGUGCUAAACACGUUCCCGAACUCGAACUUACUGCUCUUCAGUUCACCCACGAGCGUACCGGCGCUGACUAUCUGCACAUUGCUCGAGACGACCAGAACAAUGUCUUCUCCAUUGGCUUCAAGACGAAUCCUCCGGAUGCCACUGGAGUCCCUCAUAUCCUGGAACACACCACUCUUUGCGGCAGUCAGAAGUUCCCUGUUCGCGAUCCCUUCUUUAAAAUGCUGCCACGAUCCCUCUCCAACUUCAUGAACGCCUUCACCUCGUCCGACCAUACCACAUACCCAUUCGCCACGACCAAUGCUCAAGACUUCAAGAACCUCAUGGCUGUCUAUCUCGACGCUACUCUACACCCUCUUCUUCAAGAGCACGACUUUACCCAAGAAGGAUGGCGUCUUGGUCCAGAGAACCCUCAAGCCGAGAACCCUUCGUCAGACGACAUCAUCUUCAAGGGCGUUGUGUACAACGAAAUGAAGGGUCAGAUGUCUGACUCGCAAUAUCUUUACUACAUUCGCUUCCAUGAGAACCUGUUUCCUGCUAUCAACAAUUCUGGUGGCGACCCUCAAAAGAUGACUGAUCUGACCUACGACCAACUCAAGAAGUUCCAUGCCGACCACUACCAUCCGAGCAACGCAAAGGUCUUGACUUACGGAAACCUACCUCUUACUGACCAUCUGAAGUCUAUCGGCAAGGAGCUGGACAACUUUUCGCGCAUUUCUAUAGACUCGGAUAUCAAGGUUCCUGAAAGCCUCGACAACGGGCCUCGCUCUAUCACCGUCAAGGGCCCUUUGGAUCCUCUGAACCCUGCCGAUUCUCAAUUCAAGACCUCUGUCACCUGGCUGAUGGGAGACACAUCCAACGUUCUCGAGAACUUCUCGCUCUCCAUAAUCUCCUCCUUGUUGAUGGAUGGCUAUGGCUCACCCCUCUACCGCAACCUUAUCGAAGCUGGCCUUGGCCCUGACUUCUCGCCAAACACUGGAUUUGAUGGUUCUGGCAAGCGUGGCGUCUUCUCCGUCGGUCUCAACGGCGUCAAGCAGGAAAAUGUUCCCAAGGUCAAGGAGGCUGUUAUGGAAACUUUGCGUCAGGUCAGAGAGAAGGGCUUCGACCAAUCAAAGAUUGAUGGUAUCCUGCAUCAGCUAGAGCUCAGUCUGAAGCACAAAACCGCAAACUUCGGCAUGUCAAUAAUACAGCGAUUGAAGCCUGGCUGGUUCAACGGUGUCGAUGUCUUUGAUGCUCUGGCAUGGCAACAGACUGUUGAUACCUUCAAGGCAGAAUGCGCUAAGGGUGGUUACCUCGAGGGUUUGUUGGAGAAGUACUUGUUGAACGACAACACUUUGACAUUUACUAUGGAACCUUCUGCAACCUAUGGUGAGGAUCUUCUCGCAGAAGAAGCGCAGAGACUUGCAUCGAAGAAAGCAGAGGCCGAAAAGAUAUACGGCUCGAAGCAAGAGGCCUACGACCAGCUGAAGAAGAGAGAGCUUGAGCUCGUCGAACAACAAAUGCAGGAGCAGGACCUGAGCUGUCUGCCGUCCGUCCACGUCAAGGACAUUCCUCGCAGCAAGCCCAUCACUGAGACUCGUCAAGACUCUCUCAACAACGUUAAGGUGCAAUGGAGAGAAGCCCCGACGAACGGUCUGACUUACUUCAGAGCCCUCAGCAUCUUCAAGGAUUUGCCUACGGAGCUGCGCACCUUUGUACCAUUGUUCUGCGAUGCACUCAUGCGCAUUGGAACCAAGACCAAAUCGAUGGAAGAGAUUGAAGAUCUCAUCAAGCUCAAGACUGGUGGCGUCUCGUUCGGUUACCAUGCAUGUACCUCUCCUACUGACACAAAGGUCUGCGAAGAGGGUCUGAGUCUGUCAGGAUUUGCGCUCGACCAAAACGUCCCUGCCAUGUAUGAUCUGAUCCGAACGAUUGUUCUGGAAACCGAUUUCGAUGGACCUAAGGCCAAGGCCUCUCUCCGCGAGUUGGUACAAAGCGCUGCUAGCGGUGGUGUUGACACAAUCGCCGAGUCAGGGCACGCCUAUGCCAGACGUGUUGCUGAGGCUGGCAUCAGCCCACACGGAAGCUUGCUCGAGCAGACUGGAGGUGUCAGCCAGAUCAAGCACAUGGUCUCUCUCGCAUCUCUCGCCGAGAUCGGUGACGACAUCAUCCAGCCAUUGAAGGCCAUUCAACAGCUCAUUGCAGCAAACCUAGCUAACAUGAGAGCCGCUAUCACUUGUGGUGCCGAGUCUACCAGCAUCAACGAGGCUGCCCUCGAAGGCUUCCUCAGCAGCACCUUCUCAUCAUCGUCCGAGUUGUCAGCGAAGUCUCAGUCAGGCUUGACACUGACUCGCAAUGCCAAGUCGUUCUACCCUCUGCCUUACCAGGUUUACUACUCUGGUCUCGCCCUUCCCACCGUUCCUUACACUGAUUCCUCGGGCGCGCCAUUGGCGGUACUCGCACAGCUGCUCACACAUAAGCACCUGCACCGCGAGAUCCGUGAGCGCGGUGGCGCAUAUGGCGGUGGCGCCUAUUCUCGCGCAUUGGAUGGCGUGUUCGGAUUCUACUCGUACCGCGACCCCAAUCCUGAGAACACGAUCAAGGUGUUGGACAAUGUCGGCAAGUGGGCAGUAGACAGAAAAUGGAGUGAUCGUGACCUCGAAGAUGCCAAGCUGUCUGUCUUCCAAGCACUGGACGCUCCUAGAAGUGUCAGUGAGGAGGGUAUGACCAGAUUCGUGAGCGGAGUAACACCAGAUAUGGAGCAGACACGACGACAGCAGCUUUUGGACGUGACGCAGGAGCAAGUGCAUGAUGCUGCUGAACGAUUCUUGGUCAAGGGCAUGUCGAACAGCAGCAUGGCGGUUCUCGGAGCACGCAAGAGCUUCGUCGAUGAGGCGCAAGGCUGGAAGGUGCAUGAGAUUGGGCUAGGUGGUGGUGCGGCUGCCGAGGUAGAGGCUGAGGCAGAGGCUGCCACAGCGGCAGCAUUGGGAAGUGGAAUUGAGUCGCGUCGAAGACGGAAGCUGCAACGCACAAACUUCUGGUCCUCCACUUUGUUGCGACAAAUUGAAUUGUGGUAUGGCGCCUUCAAAUUCGGCAGAUGCGCUAUUGCAGCCACCCUCAAUGAGAUGGAGAAGCGAAAACUGNACCAAAUGGCAAGGAACGAGCAAUACCAGACUCUCGAGCGCACGCCGUCAUCGUACAAGCCCCUCCGAUCCUUUCAUCUCGCCAAAGGCGAACAAAAGCAUUAUCAACAACAGUAUGCCGACAUGUACUUUGCCCGGUUGGCAGUUCUCAAACCUGCCGUAGAACGCAUCGCCAGUGAAGCAUGGGAAGGCUUCGAGGUGCACAAAGUCGAUCGUGUGUUAGAUGUCCGGCAAGGUGAGUUGGUCUGGGUGGCUGGCACCGUCUACAUGGAAAUGCCACUCAAGCCCAACAUUCUCGACGACAUCUCCAAACAUGUGAGUCCUGAGAAGUGCACACCGUCAUACCCCUACUCACAUUUCGUAGNNCACUGGAUCGCCGCCCCGCCGCCCCGUUUAAAGUUCACCUCUGGAGAAGGCGACCAAAUCAUGCUCGAAGACGAAUCUGGUCGACUACGCUUGACAGGCAGUUUCCUGAGCUCGUGUCUACUAGUCACAGGAUGCAUUGUGGCAGUCAUGGGAACAGAAAACGCUAAUGGUGAUUUCGAGGUCAUCGAUCUGAAGAUACCCGAGCUGGCACCGCAAUCCGAACGCUGGUCGCUAGCUCAAGCUGACGGCGCAAGCAAGAAGAAAGCCGAAAAGAAGGAGAAGGCUGGCAAGGUUGCUAUUGUCUCAACGUUAGGUGUCAGUGGUGACUCUGGCGACACAAUGGCCCUGGAUAUGCUUGUGGAAUACCUCCUCGGUGAAUCGACCUCACCAGCCGAACAGGAGAAGAUAUCGAGUAUAUCGCGACUCUUGAUCGCUGGAAACUCUCUGUCGUCAGCGAGCCCUGUUAUCAAUCCCGAAGAGUUGCCAACUAAGAAGCCUUCUGCUAUGAUGGAGGCCACAUUACGCUGGAGGCUGUGCGCGCCCACUGCCCCAGAUACAUUAUAUCGUUUCGUUAUCGAAAAGACUCCUCACGUCUACAUUGUAGGCAACCAGCCUCGUUUCGAGUCCACCGUCGUCGAAGGCCCGGAUGGCCAGAGCUGCCGAAUCAUUUCUGUGCCACGCUUCAAGGAUACCGGCGAGAUGGUAUUACUGGACAUGGAGACGCUUGAAGUCGAAGUAGUCAAGUUUGGUCUUUACCAACAGACU